This is a messenger RNA of Malania oleifera, 3030 nucleotides long. RefSeq lists its product as uncharacterized. The record is from RefSeq and is a predicted model, not a curated record. Gene Ontology annotation, molecular function: ATP binding; ATP hydrolysis activity. Gene Ontology annotation, cellular component: mitochondrion; cytoplasm. NCBI's taxonomy places the organism in Eukaryota, Viridiplantae, Streptophyta, Magnoliopsida, Santalales, Ximeniaceae.
AUGAAUUCUUCAAUAUCUUCUUUCACUGUCUUCAACAUCUUCUCUCGAAUCUUCAACUUUAAUGACUUUACUCCUAUAGAACAUAACUUAGACAUCAAGCGAUUGGCACCAGCGUGCCUCGCUUUUAGUCUGAUCAGUCGCAUCUUUCUUCCAGCUCUAAACGUGCAGUACAAGAAUCUAGUUGAGCAAGGGAGGCUGCAACAUGAUCCAUAUCAGGAAAAAGUUGCUUUGGAAUUGGAAAAUCUACUUGGGAGGUUGGACCUGUAUGAGAAAGAUAUGGAGGAAUACCAUGAAAACCUAGCCAAGUGGGAGAAGAGCAGGGAAGAUGAACGACAAAAACUUUUGAUGGAGGAAGCUCAGCACAAACAGCAGGGGGGUGUGUGGACAACUGUAAACAAGAAUCGGAAUAGACUUAUUGAAAAAUUGUUAUCAUGGAAAAAACCUAACAGUGUAGAACCUGGAGUGGGGGAAUGGGUUUCAUAUCUAAAUCAAGAGAAGAAGUUGGAUGUGCUAGUCGGUCGCCGUCCAGUUGCUUCUCCAUCUCCUAAAGGACUUUAUCUUUAUGGAAGUGUUGGAAGUGGGAAGACAAUGCUUAUGGACAUGUUCUAUAGUGCCACUGAAGGAAUUGUUAAACAUCAAAAAAGGUUUCAUUUUCAUGAAGCUAUGCUUGAAAUACAUGAACAUAUGCAUAAGAUAUGGAAGAAUCAAGUGGCAGAGAAGUCCUUGCAGUCAGGCAUUUCUAGCUGGAUUAUGAAUCUUGGCUUUGGCACAAAAGUUAAAGAAUGGUUGGCUGCAGAAGAAAGGUAUAAUCAAGAGGUAAAGAUGGAAAACAUUCUUAGCGCUGUAAGAUAAAUAGCAGAUAAAUUUUUUAUAGAUUGGCAAGUGAAUCAAAGAGGAGCAAGCAUUCUUUGCUUUGAUGAGAUACAGACUGUUGACGUAUUUGCUGUUGUGGCCUUAUCUGGCAUUGUGAGCGGAUUGUUGAGUACCGGCACUGUUCUUCUGGCUACGAGUAAUCGAGCACCUAAGGAUUUAAAUCAGGAUGGCAUGCAGAGGGAAAUCUUCCUAAAAUUUGUUGCAGAAUUGGAGAAGCACUUGUUGAAAGGCAAGGGAAAGAUUAGCCAUCUCACGAGUACAGGUCCUAAACCAGGGGAUCCUAUGUUUGAAGCAUGGGAUGAAGAAGACUCUUUGAUCAUGGUGUGGUUGUGGAAUUCCAUGAUUCCAGAAAUAAGUGACACAUGCAUGUUUUUGGUUACUGCAAAGAACAUCUGGGAUGCAAUUCAGCAAACCUAUUCCAAAGCUAAUGAUGCGGCACAAGUGUACGAGGUCAAGGAUAGGGUGUAUGAUUUUCUGGUUGGACUUAAUCCAGAAUUUGAUCAAGUGAGGAUACAAAUUCUUGGGAAGCCAGAGGUUCCAAGCUUUAACGAAGUAGGGGCUAUAAUCCAAAGUGAAGAAAGUAGAAGAGGGUUGAUGCUUGAACCCCAAAUCACUGAUAGUUCGGCUAUGGUGGCUAGUGUUAACAAUAAAUCAGCCACAAACAUGGAGAGAGGAGCAACACUUGAAGGAGAAAAAGGUGGCCAGCCGAAAACCCAAAAUCGUGACGGAUUAUGGUGCACUUACUGCAAGAAGUCUCGUCACACCCGUGAAAAAUGCUGGAAACUUCAUGGAAAGCCUCCAAGCCGAGAAUGGGGCCAAAAAGGAGGACAACCACGGAACAAUGGACAAGAGCUGAGUAGUUUGAACCAAGAAGAGAUUGAGAGGCUGAGAUCACUUAUCAACAGUCUUGGAAAACCUGAAGGAUCUCCAGGGGAUGAUGCUAAGGAGAAACAGGUCUUGAGUCAAUAUUUGGCUAAAGAGUUUGAGAUUAAAGUGUUAGGGAGACUGAAGUAUUUUCUCGGGAUUGAGGUUGCUCACUCUAGGCAGGGAAUUUUUAUCUCUCAACAGAAGUAUGUCAUAGAUCUUCUCAAGGAAACUGGCAAGACAGCAUGCAAACCAGCAAGUACUCCCAUGGAUUCUAAUCUUAAACUUGGAAAAGCCGAGGAGGAUGUUGCAGUAGACAGAGAAAUGUAUCAACGCCUGGUAGGAAGACUUAUUUAUUUGUCUCACACGCGAUCACAUAUAGCAUAUGCAGUGAGUGUGAUUAGUCAGUUUAUGCAUAGCUCGAAGGAAGUUCAUUUACAAGCAGCCCAUAGAGUAGUACAGUAUCUCAAGGGAACACCAGGGAACGGUUUCGUGUUCAGAAGAAAUGGAGGAUUGGUACUUGAGGCAUACACUGAUGCUAAUUAUGCUGGAUCAAUUGUUGAUAGAAAAUCAACCUCAGGAUAUUGCACCUUUCUCGGUGGGAAUCUUGUGACAUGGAGAAGUAAAAAACAAAGUGUGGUUCACUUUUUGUGGCCUUUGGAUGGUGCUGCUUGUAAUGAAUUUGAGAAAAUUUUGGAUGAAGUAACCAACCAUCAUGGGGGAGGAAUUAUCUCUCGCGCUAUUCCUGUGAUGUUUGGAAGUCAUUACCUUAAUGCUCAUUGUCAUCCGGUUGGAGCAGCAGACUACAUUGCAUUGGCAAAAAACUACCAUACUGUCUUUAUAUCUGACAUUCCUGUGAUGAGUAUGCGUAUUCGUGACAAGGCACGGAGGUUUAUCACCCUCGUUGAUGAGUUAUACAAUCAUCAUUGCUGUCUAUUUUGUUCUGCAGCGUCUUCUAUUGACAAUCUCUUGCAGGGAACUGAAGAGGGAGCGCUUUUUGAUUUAGUGAGUUUUCAGUUUGAAACGGAGAUAGAAGGUGGGAAGCUUGGCAAAAAUGUUUUAGCAGAAGGCAAUGUGAGCUCCGGUGAUGAAGCAGCUGGUAUAAUAUCCAUACUAUCAGGUCAAGAAGAGAUGUUUGCCUUCUGUCGUGCAGUAAGUGGUUUCUGUUUCUCUGUAUCAGCAGAUAUUGAAGAUAGAGUUUUGCUUUACCAUGAUGGAUGCGGCUUGAAUGAUGGUUCAUGAGAAUUUGAAUUGCAUCCAGUUUUAAUUGAUUAAUAAUUCCUGAUUUUGACC